AUGGCUUCUAACGGAAAUGGAGGUGGUCACCAUGGCGACUCUGAGGUGAAGACCGACAUUAUCACUCUCACUCGCUUCCUUACGGAGGAGCAGCAUAGACUUGGUCCACAUGCCACUGGUGAUUUUACGUUUGUUGCCCCAGCUUCUCUCACUGAGAGACAAUAGUUAAUCAUCAUUGAAAUAGAUUGCUAUGUCACGCCCUCCAGUUCUCGUUCAAGAGCAUUGCGUAUGGCACUCCUGAGAAUUUCCACUGACCACAAACUAAUAUCGUGGCUCCAUCUUACAGUUACUACAUCCGACGAGCCACCUUGAUCAAUGUAAGACCUCCAUUCUGCCCCUUGCCAAGCUUGAAAACUCACAAUCCCAGCUUAUCGGCCUUGCCGGCUCCUCCAACAUGACCGGGGAUGACCAAAAGAAGCUUGAUGUAAUCGGUAACGAGAUCUUCGUCAACACCAUGCGUGGUUGCGGAAAAGUCAAGGUAUUAGUUUCGGAAGAGGAAGAGGAAGCCAUCAUUUUCCCCGGCCAUGGUAAAUACGCCGUGGUCUGCGACCCCAUUGAUGGUUCGUCCAACCUUGACGCUGGUGUAUCCGUUGGUACUAUUUUCGGUAUCUUCAAACUCGAUGACGGUGCAGAAGGCAAGGCGGAGGACAUGCUCAAGCCUGGGACCGAACUGGUAGCUUCUGGAUUCACCAUGUACGGUGCUAGCGCCAAUUUGGUUCUUACUAUGAAGGGUGGUUCAGUCAAUGGGUUUACAUUAGACACUGCUCUUGGUGAAUUCAUCCUGACGCAUCCUGAUGUUGGUCUUCUCAUAGCCCUUCCUUUUCGUCUUCUACUGCGUGCUGAUUGUGAGUAGAUGAGAAUUCCGAAAUCAAAGGGGAUUUAUUCGGUCAAUGAAGGAAACUCCCUUUACUGGACUGAGCCUUGCAAGGCCUACUUUGAGAGCAUCAAGUACCCUCAGGAGCCCGGCUCAAAGCCGUACUCUGCUCGCUAUAUCGGAUCCAUGGUCGCAGAUGCCUAUAGGACCCUGUGUUACGGAGGCCUCUUUGCCUACCCCGCAGACAAGAAGAGCCCUAAGGGCAAGCUUAGGAUCUUGUACGAGUGCGCGCCCAUGGCUAUGGUUAUGGAGAAUGGUGCGUAGCUUGAUUCGGCUUUCCUCUCAAGUGUACCAAGCGCUAACCAUGGCCUCGCAGCCGGAGGAUUGGCCGUCACCAGUGAUCAGAGAAGAAUGCUGGAGGUGGUGCCCGAACACAUCCAUGACCGUUCUGGAAUCUUCAUGGGGUCAUAUGACGAGGUCACCAAGGUCACGGAUGUUUUCAAGAAGCACGGUGUAGUUGCAAAAUAGGAUGUUUUCUUUCGCUGGUCGGUAGUUUAAUUGGAAGUGGGCGUUAAGGGUAGCCCAUAUGUUACGAGUAUUUUAGACUUGACGUCUAGGAUACCAGUGCAUGCACAUUAAUUCAUCCAUUCAUUCCAAAUACCUUUCAUCCCCACAAUUCUAGGAAGCCACUGCUUGUACUUUGCUUGCGCCAAAAAUGAGUUACCUUUU
Messenger RNA from Tuber aestivum (summer truffle), 1543 nucleotides. The record is from the annotation of a GenBank genome assembly. Lineage: Eukaryota; Fungi; Ascomycota; Pezizomycetes; Pezizales; Tuberaceae.